Entelurus aequoreus (snake pipefish) is the source of this 424-nucleotide messenger RNA. RefSeq names its product histone H4. The transcript has a single exon. The coding region runs from base 7 to 318 and encodes 103 amino acids. Gene Ontology annotation, molecular function: protein heterodimerization activity; DNA binding; structural constituent of chromatin. The record is from RefSeq and is a predicted model, not a curated record. Gene Ontology annotation, biological process: nucleosome assembly. Gene Ontology annotation, cellular component: nucleosome. NCBI's taxonomy places the organism in Eukaryota, Metazoa, Chordata, Actinopteri, Syngnathiformes, Syngnathidae.
GUAAUUAUGUCUGGACGUGGCAAGGGAGGCAAAGGACUGGGGAAAGGAGGCGCCAAGCGUCACCGCAAAGUUCUCCGUGAUAACAUCCAGGGAAUCACCAAACCCGCCAUCCGUCGUCUGGCUCGCCGCGGUGGAGUGAAGCGUAUCUCCGGCUUGAUCUACGAGGAGACCCGCGGCGUCCUGAAGGUGUUCCUGGAGAAUGUCAUCCGUGAUGCCGUCACUUACACCGAGCACGCCAAGAGGAAGACUGUGACCGCCAUGGAUGUUGUCUACGCCCUGAAGAGGCAGGGACGCACUCUGUACGGUUUCGGAGGUUAAAUAUUCCCCUCUAUGCCCCAAUCUAAACAUAAACGGUCCUUUUAAGGACCACACACUUCUGUUAAAAGAGCUGUUAUUCCUCCAACCAUGGAUAUAUAAGUCUAUA